UAUAUAGAUAGAGAGAAAGAGAGCAAGAGAGAUAGAAAGGGAUGAGAUGAGAUGGAGGUGAGUUGAUUUGGCGCAGUGGGAACCCAACUACAAACACAACCACACUAACUAUAUAUUAAUUUAGCUCCUCCUCUCCUAAUAAUAAUCCUAUGGCGUGUGAGUGGGAAAAGGUGAUCGGCGAGCUGAGUCGCGGCCGGGAAGUAGCUGACCAGCUCCGCCUCAUGCUUCGCCACACUCCCCCGCUUGACCCUACACCUGCUCAGGGCCUUGUUGCCAAAAUCUUGGAAACCUUUACUCACUCUCUUUCCAUGCUUUCUCCCACUGCUGCUGUUUCUCAACUUCCGCCCCUCAAAUCGGAAGAUUCCGGCGAGACUCCGCCCCCCCCUACAAAAGAUCGGAGAGGCUGCUACAAGAGAAGGAGAAGUUCAGAAACAUGGACAAAAAAGACGGCUAGUUUGUUUGAGGACGGACAUGCAUGGAGGAAAUAUGGACAAAAAGUUAUCCUUAAUGCCAAACAUCCAAGGAACUACUUCAGGUGCAGCCACAAGUUCGAUCAGGGAUGCCAAGCAACUAAACAGGUGCAGAAGAUUGAAGAUGAUCCACCUCUGUUCAGGACCACAUACCAUGGCCGACACACUUGCAAAAACUUGUUCAACUCAUCUCAUCAUCAUCAUUAUAAUAUUAUGAUGCAGCAGGAUGAUGAUCAUUCCCCCAUCAUGUGGAGCUUUGCUGCUGAUCAUGAUAUUGAUCCCAAGACCACCUCUCUCGUUAUUAAUGAUUCCAGCUGCAGCACCCCACACAUUAAUCAUGCGAAUACCAAUGCUGCUGCUCAUGUACAACUCAAACAGGAAAACAGGCAGGACUUGGGGGAACUACAGCACCAACCCCAAAUCAAAUCAUCAUCCUCAUCAUCCAUAUCAUCCAAUGCUACUUUUGUAUGUCCUGAUGAUCCCACUUCGUUGACAAAGUUUGAUAGCAGCACUACUAUGAGUUCAGCUCAAUUGGGUGCAUUUUCUCCAGCUGCGUCUUCUGAUGUUUAUUCUUGUACCGAGAGCACCCAUCAUAGUAUGGAGAUGGACAUGAUGUCCAUGGCUGUUUUUGAUGAUUUUCUUGACCUUCAAACCCUAAAUUAAUUAGGUACCCUCAAUCAAAGAUUAAUUAAGGUCAGCUUUAUUUAAUCUGUUUUUAGGUUGAUUUGGUUAAUAUUAAUGUCACAUAUGUAUAUAUGAUCAGCUCCGGUCCCACCCUUGUAGAAUUUAUAUAUUGUUGUUACAGAAUAAUAUAGGUACGUACGCUUGUUUGGAGCAUCAUGUACUAGUCAGUCGUUGAUGUAUUUAUAUAUAUAUAUUGACGUUUUAGAUUA
Messenger RNA from Sesamum indicum (sesame), 1363 nucleotides. RefSeq names its product putative WRKY transcription factor 53. Gene Ontology annotation, molecular function: sequence-specific DNA binding; DNA-binding transcription factor activity. The record is from RefSeq and is a predicted model, not a curated record. Lineage: Eukaryota; Viridiplantae; Streptophyta; Magnoliopsida; Lamiales; Pedaliaceae. Gene Ontology annotation, biological process: regulation of DNA-templated transcription.